CACGUCCGAAUGCAGAGCGUGCCAUCUAAAAGUUUUUGGGAGGGGUAUCGUAAGAGAAAGUUAUCAAGUAGUUAUCAAUCACGAUGUCGUUGUAAGUAACGAAGGCGUUAUAAACGUAUUUCGGUGGAAAAAUAAACGAAUUAGAAGGUUGGCAACCGGUAUAAAGGCAAAUGGGUAGGCCAUUGCUGCGUGUAAACGUUAUCAAAGUUAAAGGUACAAUAGAUCUCAUUCAAGUGAGAGCCAGGAUGGAGGGUGGCCGGCAAGUUCGUGUGUCACGCCCACAGCGGAUAAGUGAGUCAUCGAAGGUGUACCGCUGCGAGGAGCAGGCCAGCUGGGUGCUGCAGGGCCUGAACGAGCAGCGUCAGCGGGGCCAGCUGUGUGACGUGGUGCUGCUGGCGGAUGAGCAGCGAGUCCCUGCCCACCGCGCCCUGCUGGCCUUGUCCAGCCCCUACUUCCAGGCCAUGUUCACCCUGGGCAUGCGCGAGGCGCGGCAGGCCGAGGUGGAGCUGGUGGGGGCCUCCUACGUGGGCCUGAAGGCAGUGGUGGACUUCCUGUACAGCGGCGAGCUGCCCCUAGACGGCGGCAACAUAGACUACGUGCUGGAGACGGCGCACCUGCUGCAGGUGUGGCGGGUGGUGGACUUCUGCUGCCAGUACCUGGAGCGAGAGGUGAGCGAGGACAACUACCUGUACCUGCAGGAGCUGGCCCUGCUCUACAGCCUGGAGCGGCUGGACGCCUUCAUCGACCGCUUUGUCCUGGAGCGCUUCGCCACCCUUUCCUUCACCCCCGGCUUCCUGCGCGACAUACGCGCGUCCAAGAUGGCCGCCUACCUGGGGAGCGGCCUGGUGGAGCACGAGAGCGAGCAGGCCCUGCUGCAGGCCGCCCUGCAGUGGCUGAGCCAGGGGCCCGACCGGCCCGCCCACGCCCGCCAGCUCCUGGGCCAGGUGCGCCUCCCCCUGAUCCCAGCGGCGGAGCUGCGGGGCAGAGUGCUCCCGGCCAUGCGCUCGCUGCUGCCCCCGGAGGCCAGCGGGGAGGCGCUGGCGCUGGCCGAGGAGGCGCUGAGCUACCACGAGCAGCUGAGCGCCCAGCCCCUGCUCCAGACGACGCGCACGGCUCUGCGCGGCGGGGUGGAGUGCCUCCUGCUGGUGGGAGGCGAGGUGUCGGAGCGCGGGGAGGAGCUCAGCGCCGAGGUGCGGCGGCUGGAGGGGGGUGGGGAGGGGGGCUGGUCCGUGGAGACGCAGCUCCCCGCUCGGCGGAGCCACCACUGCGUGGCCGUGAUGGGCGGGUUCCUCUUCACCGCCGGCGGGAGCUCGUCCCGCGACAACGGCGGUGACGCGGCCAGCAACCUGCUCUACCGCUACGACCCCCGCAGCAACCAGUGGGUCAAGGGGGCUCCUAUGAACCAGAGGCGAGUGGAUUUCUAUCUGGGAGCGAUGGAGGACUGUCUGAUUGCUGUGGGGGGACGCAACGAUAAUGGGGCUCUGUCAUCUGUGGAGGUAUACUGGCCCCUGGAGGACUGCUGGCACUAUGUCUCAGGACUGCCCAGGUUCACCUAUGGCCACGCUGGAACGGUACACAGGGGACUGGCCUACAUCUCUGGGGGCCACGACUACCAGAUCGGGCCGUACCGACGGGACGUCCUGAGCUACGCCCUGCGGGACGACGCCUGGGCGGAGCGCCGGCCGAUGGGCGUGGCCCGGGGCUGGCACUGCAUGACCUCGCUGCGGGAGCUGAUCUACGCCGUGGGCGGCAGCGACGACCGGGAGGGGAGCGCUGAGCGCUUUGACGUUCUGGCCGUGGAGGCCUUCGACCCCCGCACCGAGCAGUGGACCCGCCUUGCCCCGCUCCUGCAGCCCAACAGCGAGGCGGGCGUGGCCGUGUGGGCGGGCCGCAUCCACGUCCUGGGCGGGUACAGCUGGGAGGCCAUGGCCUUCUCCCGCUGCGCGCAGGUGUUCGACCCGGAGAAGGGCCAGUGGUCCCGGGGACGGGACCUGCCCAAACGCGUGGCGGGGGCGUCGGCCUGUGUGUGUGCCGUCAGGCCCCGCUCACGCAGCCCGGACAGGAAGGGGGCGGGGCACAGGGGCAAGAGCGAGCCGCCCGUCUCCAAGAGGAGGGGCCAUUAGCAUUGGCGCCAGGGGCGGGGCAGUGCGACGGGCCCUCCCUUCUCGUCUCUGACGGACGAGGUCUGCUCAGUGUUACUAUUAAAGCUCGUGCGAGUCUCUCUGCGUGCUGUGAAGUUUUAAGCUAGCCGGAGGGGUGCAAUUAAGUGAGUGUGUUUGUCUAUGUAUUACACAAGUGUGCGUUUGUGUCUGCAUCUGGCUGUCAUAUGUGUUUCAGACAGGAUACGGACGAUGCAGUAUGUGUGUGUUUCAGUGUAUUUCUGCAUGUGUGUGCAAAUUUGUCUGUGUGCGUGUAUGUUGGAGGCAGGAUGCAAAGUGUAUGCAUGUGUGAGAGAGUGGAAUUGGCUACAGAUUGCUGCUGCUGUGUGUGUGUGCACCUCAGACAGAAAGGGAGAUUGAACACAGAUGGCUGGAGCUUGGUUUUAAUAAAAUGUGUUAUGGGCCCUACAGGGACACACGGAUGAGUGAACUGAAUGAAGCAGAAGUGCGAUGAUUACUUUUCGGGUCCAGGUUCUCCGCUACCCCUGGGGCUUGCUCCCAGUUUCAGAAAGGGUAGUAGGGGUGAGAUUUCAGCCUGUGGGCAGACAGUGAAUUCAGUACAAAUUGCGUGCGUGUUCGCAAGAGAGAGAAAGCAGAAGUGUGUGUGUGUUAGCAAGAGGGAGAAAGCAGAAGGGUGGGGUGUGUGUUAGCAGGAGAGAGGGCAGAAGGGUGUGUGUGUGUAUGCAUGUGUGUGUUAGCAGGAGAGAGAGAGCAGAAGGGUGUGUGUAAC
Conger conger (European conger) is the source of this 2889-nucleotide messenger RNA. RefSeq names its product kelch-like family member 36 (gene klhl36). Lineage: Eukaryota; Metazoa; Chordata; Actinopteri; Anguilliformes; Congridae. Gene Ontology annotation, molecular function: cullin family protein binding. The record is from RefSeq and is a predicted model, not a curated record. Bases 171 to 2123 code for a protein of 650 amino acids. The transcript is spliced from 5 exons.